UAGUUUUUGAGAAAAUGGUGGAAGCCGGGUGGGUACGCGCGAGGGUCAGACCCACAGGCACAGCCCUCAACUACCCUCAAUCUGAUGAAGCCAAACCAGUGUGGUAGGUGAGAUGAAGGGAAGCUGAAACACAUACCAUAAAAGAAGUAGAAGUACUUCCCUCAAUCAAUUAGUUACACAUUACCAACCACUCUUAAGCCUUUUUGCUUCUCUGAUCGAUCCUCGUGUACAUAAACACAACCACCUUCACCUUUCCAUUCCCUCCUCCUUCACUUCACUUCUCUUCUUCUUGGCUCUUCCGUAACUUUCGCUCUCCGUUUGGCUCAUUUCUCGCUUUUUCUUGAUCAACUUGCUCCAUACAAAGUUUGCAGUUUCGAGUGGAAUAAUCAGUUUUCCAACAAUUCCAAUGGCAAAGGAAGUUGUUGUCCCUGAUGAACCGUUUGUUAUCGGAGAAGAAGUAGACCAUGUACGAUUGAUCACUUUGAACAGGCCUCGACAUUUGAACGUCAUCUCAUCCAAAGUGGUUUCAUUGCUAGCAGAAUACUUAGAAAAAUGGGAGAAAGAUGAGCAAGCAGCGCUUAUACUAAUCAAGGGAGCUGGGCGUGCUUUUUCUGCUGGUGGGGAUUUAAAAAUGUUUUAUGAUGGCAGGAAAUCAAAGGAUUCUUGCCUCGAAGUGGUCUAUCGAAUGUAUUGGCUUUGCUAUCAUAUUCAUACCUACAAAAAAACCCAGGUUGCUCUUGUUCAAGGAAUUUCAAUGGGAGGAGGUGCAUCAUUGAUGGUCCCAAUGAAGUUCUCAGUUGUAACAGAAAAAACUGUCUUUGCAACACCAGAAGCAAGUAUUGGUUUUCACGUGGACUGUGGUUUCUCAUACAUGCUUUCCCAUCUCCCUGGGCAUUUGGGGGAAUUCUUAGCCUUAACAGGUGCUAGGCUAAAUGGUAAGGAACUGGUUGCAGCUGGACUAGCAACCCAUUUUGUCCCUCUUGAGAAACUACCUGAGCUAGAGGAGCAUCUGAUUAGCUUGAACUCCGGUGACGAGAAAGCAGUAAAAUCUACAAUUGAGGAAUUUUCUUUGAACAUCCAGCUUGAUGAAGACAGUGUUUUAAACAAGAAGCCAAUAAUUGAUGAGUGUUUCUCAAAGGAUACUGUUGCAGACAUUAUAAAAUCAUUUGAAGCUGAGGCUAACAAAGAGGGCAAUGGAUGGAUUGGUCCUUUACUGAAAGGGUUGAAAAGAUCAUCACCAACAGGAUUGAAAAUAACAUUGAGAUCGAUUCGUGAAGGGAGGAAGCAAACACUCCCUGAAUGUCUGAAGAAAGAAUUUCGACUAACAAUGAAUAUUUUACGGACUACAAUAUCUGCAGAUGUCUAUGAGGGUAUCAGAGCUCUCACCAUUGACAAGGAUAAUGCUCCGAAGUGGGACCCACCAGUUCUAGAUCAAGUGGAUGAUGAGAAGGUAGACCUAGUAUAUCAGCCGUUCCAAGAGGAUUUGGAGCUCGAAAUUCCAGAACAGGAACAGUGCAGGUGGGAUGGAAAAUAUGAGAACUCGGCUUACGCAAAUUGAAAGGAUAACAGAAUGAUGGCUGAAGCACCAUAAAGAUUUAUGGUCAGGAGCUGCCUUUUUCCAGAAAAUUCUCCAUGCAAGAAAUUUUAUCACUUUAUCAUAGUACCUUGUAUUAUCCAUCCCCUGGUUGAUUUUUGUGUUUCACUAAUGAAUCUUCCCUCUUUAAAUAAAAGGUUAUUUACCUAUACUACAUGUGCAUGUGAAUAUGUUAAGUGAUACUGCGAUUUUAGACUCUUA
Messenger RNA from Theobroma umbraticum, 1795 nucleotides. Its product is annotated as ATP-dependent caseinolytic (Clp) protease/crotonase family protein. Gene Ontology annotation, molecular function: 3-hydroxyisobutyryl-CoA hydrolase activity. NCBI's taxonomy places the organism in Eukaryota, Viridiplantae, Streptophyta, Magnoliopsida, Malvales, Malvaceae. Gene Ontology annotation, biological process: L-valine catabolic process. The record is from RefSeq and is a predicted model, not a curated record.